AUGCCGCAAGAUGGUGGCCACUUCUUCCCUGCUUCGCCAGCUGGAUCAGGAGCAUCAGGGGCUUCUCCCUGGUCAAACACAGCUUUGUCAGCUGGAAGAGUGCGGUUGAGAGAAGACGAAUUCGACCUCUGCGACGAAGAGAGGCACUUCCAGCUCGUCGUUGUGAGACGCGCACGCUCGUGCCAGCCCCUACGUGACGCCAUCUUCGCCGUCGCGGCGCGCCAUUUAUGUCGACAUCCCAAGUUCCGAUCAGAGCCAGGGGGCGGCGGCGUCGUUGUCUACCAGCGCCAGGUCCUCCCCGACCUGACGCCGCAGAGUGCCUUCGAGUAUAUGCUCCGCUGCAUACCCGCACUACAUGAGGUUUCUAGCACCCAGGACGAGGAAUAUCGCGAGAACCUGGCCGCCGCAGCGCUCAUUCUUCGUCAGUUUGAGGAGAUGGAUCCCGAGGAAUCCCAGAGCGCGCCGAGCUCAGAUUUCGGGAACGCAAACGGGGACGGGAAUGGGACGAGUCAUGGUAAUACGAAUAACAAUGCCAACUUUAUCGACAUUACAAAGGCAAUUUUGAGGGCCGCUCCGCCCUCGCGAUGGUCUGGGCUUUUGAGCGCCGUGUACUGGGUGGCGGUGAGGCAGGAAAUUUACUUUGCGCUCACGCUGGGGCGAUCACCACAAAUUACGGCCAGGCCGGACCAGAGCCGUGAAGUGUCAUUUGCUAAUCGUUUGAUUUGGUUCAUGUCGGAGGUGGCCAAGUGGAAGAUGGGAGACAGGAUUGAAGGGGAGUGGGAGAGACUGAGAGUCGAAGAAGGCAUCCUUGCGAUCGAAUUGGACAAGUCUCCAACAGGCGAGCACAUCGAGAGGCCGAACAUCAAGUCCGCGAGAUGA
This is a messenger RNA of Colletotrichum fioriniae, 879 nucleotides long. The record is from RefSeq and is a predicted model, not a curated record. NCBI's taxonomy places the organism in Eukaryota, Fungi, Ascomycota, Sordariomycetes, Glomerellales, Glomerellaceae.